Messenger RNA from Pangasianodon hypophthalmus (striped catfish), 733 nucleotides. It is a transcript of the gene lyrm4b, whose product is annotated as LYR motif-containing protein 4A. The record is from RefSeq and is a predicted model, not a curated record. The transcript has 3 exons. Gene Ontology annotation, biological process: iron-sulfur cluster assembly. Gene Ontology annotation, cellular component: L-cysteine desulfurase complex; mitochondrion. NCBI's taxonomy places the organism in Eukaryota, Metazoa, Chordata, Actinopteri, Siluriformes, Pangasiidae. Bases 96 to 428 code for a protein of 110 amino acids.
AGUGGUCUCUGCUAGGAUGGCCCCACCCACAUCCACAGGGUACAAGGGCUCACUGAAUGAUUGGAGGAGGAUGAAAAUGAUGUAAAUCAUAUGCUAUGGUAUGCCUUCACAUUCACAAGAGACCAUCAGAACAACUGCUGAGAGGAUAUCCUUUGGAAGUUCAUCGCUCCAGUACUGGUCCAGAGACUUGUAGACAUGAUGUCCCUGGUGUGUUCCAGCCACAUGGUCACGGGCACACAGUCUUCUGUUUACACCGAGCGUAUUGGUCAGUUGGUUCAGUGUUCCUUUCCAGAGGCAGCCAUAGGAAAGAUGUACGAGAUUCAACGGACCGUAGUGGAAUCCAAGCCGAAGAAAUUCAUCUGAUUGGACAUGAGUGGACUACGAAGCUCUCUGUGGAGGUGGACCAAGGCUUUUCAGAAAACCACUGACUGUCUAACACGCCUACAUCAGGACCUAGGCUGAGGGAUGAUGAUGAUGAUGAUGAUGCCGUUCAAGCAAUGGCUUGCUUUGUAUACAUUCACUGUUCCCAGAUCACUUACACUCGUUCUGCCUCGUUAUUAAGUCAACUGUGCUGAAGUGCACACCUCACUGAGUGCAAAUACAGCACAGCAAACACACCACACAGCCUGCUGUUACAGCCCACCAUUAGGAGUCUGUCGUUUUUAAGUUUGUAGGUACAUGUCAUGUAUGUAUUAUUUGUCCUGUUUCAUUAAAGGUAUGUUACGUUCAGGCA